AUGACGCCUCUGGCCUUGCCUUUCCUCCUUGGGGUUCUGGCUUGGACCUUCCGUCCGUCUUUGGUUGCAACUUCACCGAAGAUGAUGGCCAUCCCUGAGGAGCUGCAGGAGGCUGUGGGGAGAGUGAUUAUCAAUACCACCACCUGCAGUGUCACCUGCGGCUUGGGCUACAAGGAGGAGACCGUCUGCGAGGUGGGCCCUGACGGAGUGAGACGCAAGUGCAAGACACAACGCCUGCAGUGCCUGACCAGCUGGAUCUGUGGGAUGCUGCAUUUCACCCUGCUCACCGGGAGGCGCUUUCAGCUGAGCUGUGUGAGUGCUGCUGACAUCCUGGAGGACGGCCAGGAGGUGUACCGCUUCACCUGGAGGCUCGCUCGGGGCAUCAUCUCCACCGAGGACGAGGUCUUCAGGCCCCUCCGCGUCAGCUCCUACUCUGUGAGAUUCUACUCUCUGCGGGAGUAUGACUCUGGCACCUACCGCUGUGACGUGCAACUCUUAAGAAACUUGAAACUGGUCAAGAGGCUCUACUUUGGGCUGAGGGUUCUGCCCCGGCACUUGGUGGACCUAAAUUUUCAUCGAUCCCUUACCGAGAAUCAGAAGUUAAUAGACGAGGGUCUAGAAGUGAACCUGGACAACUUUUCCAGGCCUUCCCGGCCCCCGUGGAAGCGGAAAGUGGCUGUUGCCGUGGGCCUAGGUGUCCCCAUCGGUGUGGCUGUGGGCGUGUUGCUGAUCUUGACCCUCUGCAGGUGGCUCAGAAGCAGCGAGGACCUGGGGUCUGGCCAGCCCGGGACCUGA
Messenger RNA from Sorex fumeus (smoky shrew), 795 nucleotides. RefSeq names its product transmembrane protein 81 (gene TMEM81). The record is from RefSeq and is a predicted model, not a curated record. Bases 1 to 795 code for a protein of 264 amino acids. Lineage: Eukaryota; Metazoa; Chordata; Mammalia; Eulipotyphla; Soricidae. The transcript has a single exon.